Molecule: messenger RNA, 1121 nt
Organism: Colossoma macropomum (tambaqui)
Lineage: Eukaryota; Metazoa; Chordata; Actinopteri; Characiformes; Serrasalmidae
Exons: 6
Coding region: 23-1003 (326 amino acids)
Biological process (GO): response to bacterium
Source: RefSeq, a predicted model, not a curated record
UCACUCUCUCACGACAGGAACAAUGAUCACAGUCUUUGCAACUUUCUGUCUUUUUGUUACAGUGAAAACGUCUGAGACUGAUGACCUUCAAGUGCAAACAGUGAGAUGUGGAGAAAAUGUUACAAUAAAAUGUGACCAAGACUUCGUCAAAGGCAGUGAACACUAUUUAGCCUGGCAUAAGCAGAGUUUUGGAAAACUGCCUCAGCUUAUUGUGAGAUCAUCUGCAAAUAAUGCAAAUAUCAGAGUUGCUGAAACAUUUAAACAGCGCUUCAGACUGACUGCAGGUGAAGAAAAGUUUGAUCUCAGCAUCAUUAAAACUGUGGAAGAGGAUGCAGGAACAUAUUUCUGUGUGAAAGCAAAGAAAGGCGUUACAGAGUUUGGAUCUGGGACCCUUCUGCUUUUCCCAGAUGAAAAGUCUAAGAAGCGAAAUCUGACUGAAGUAGAUGUGAAAAGCGGGGAGUCGGUUACACUCCAGUGUUCAGUGGCUCCUCUGAGCUGUUCAGGAGAACACAGUGUGUACUGGAUCAGACAUGGAUCAGAAGAAUCUCAUCCAGGAAUCAUUUACACUCAUGGAGACACCGACAGUUCUUGUACGAGGAGCUCUGAGACUGAUUCUCCUACACAGAGCUGUGUCUACAAACUCCCCAAGAGAAACCUCAGCCUCUCUGAUGCUGGAACUUACUACUGUGCAGUCUCUGCAUGUGGACAGAUACUGUUUGGGAAUGGAACUAAACUCAGUGUAAAAGAAGAUAACAGUUGGACUUUUAUUGCCUUGACAACAUCCAAUGUGAUAACUCUUACUGUGACUGUUGUUCUGGCUGUUCUGCUCCUUAAGAACCAACGGAAAGGGUCUUUCACUGAUCAUCCAAGUCACACAAAUCAGGUUGAGAACACAGAUGCCUUGAAUUAUGCAGCUCUGAAUUUUGCUAAGAAACCUCCUCCAUCCAGAACGUCCAGAGUCAAGGAAAGUCAGGACAUUUACUCACAGGUCAAAGUACGAUAGUCAAAGGAAACAAGGAAACUGAACCUUUAAUAUUUAUUGUUUAAUUGUCUCAAAUCUUUGUAGAUGGUCAGACGUAUCUGUUCCAUUGAAGCUGAAGUUCAGACAACUCUCAAGUGGA